UAUAAGCAGGCGCGGAAAGGGUUGCGUCAGUGUUUGCAGAACUCACUGCGGAUACUUACAGCUGCUGCACUUACUCCGCUUCUCACACGGCUUUGUUGGUCGCUGGUCUUUGUUACGGACUGCUUCAUCUGCGGGAAACUACCGACAAUUCAUCACACCUGAGGAUCUACAGUACUGAAUAUCGUCAUUCUAAGACACAACAAUGCAGGAGCAGCUGAUUUCCAGCCUUUCAUCUGAAGACUCGAGUCUCCCAUCCACACCAACAUCUGAUGCUCCGUCCAAACGCUUGUCCUGGAGCAAACUGAUGCAGAAACUACACAGCAGCCAAAGCCUGGACUCUGAUUCUGACCAUCACAGCAGCACAGACGACGCAUCAGAUGCAGGUUCCAUAUCCAUCGCUGAUCUUUCCGAAUCAGACUUAUUUUUUGACCCGACCGAAGAGGCCUUGUGUAAAGAAGUGGUGCAGCUCAUCGCACUUAACCUGACCGACGCCAAAGACGGCGUCUUGCACUGUUCCAAGCUGCUGAUUCCCGAGACGCUCCUGGAGCACAUCGGCCAGGAGCUGGUGCAUCUGUCGGUCAGCGAGCCCUGCGGCCUUCGCGGUGCCCUCGUUGACCUCUGCGUGGAGCAGGAUGGCAGCUGCGAAGCCGUGGGACAAAUCUCAGUCGACCCGUACCUGGUGCCCACCUUCCAGCUCACACUCGUGCUGAGGCUCGACUCCCAGGGCUUUUGGCCAAAAAUCCAGGGGCUUUUCGCCGGCAGAUCGCCUUCGUCUCCGGUUGUUAGACGUGCACUUAAACUGAGCACUGGAUUCAGAGUUAUUAAGAGAAAACUGUACAGCUCUGAAGAGCUUUUGAUUGAAGAAUGCUGAGACUGACAUGUCACGAACUUUUACUAGGUUUUAAGAUGAAGCCGUUUGGUCUCGCUAGAGGCCUGAUUGUGACCGUUUAAAGCGGUGUAUUACCAACUCUCAUUUGUACUGCAGAUGUAGGGUGUAUAAAAGACUUUGUAAUAAAGUUUGGUUGGUUUAUGUUGCACUUUUGCUGACGUUCUAGUGAAGCAGAAGUUUUCUGGCUGCUGUUGAAAUGUUUACCUCAGGUUCAUGGAAACCAAACGUGGCAGCUAUUUUCCAUGUAACAAACUUGAUGUUUUUCCGUUAUUCAAGUGCCGGAUUGUUCAAAGAUGUAUAUGGAUGCAGUUAUUGUUCUCUUAGAUCAAAUGGAAGAGUUUUUUUUUUUUUUUUUUUUAUUAAACAAUCAUGCAUAUUC
This is a messenger RNA of Cyprinus carpio (common carp), 1268 nucleotides long. Its product is annotated as DNA-damage-inducible transcript 4. Gene Ontology annotation, cellular component: cytoplasm. Gene Ontology annotation, biological process: response to hypoxia; apoptotic process; negative regulation of TOR signaling. The record is from RefSeq and is a predicted model, not a curated record. Lineage: Eukaryota; Metazoa; Chordata; Actinopteri; Cypriniformes; Cyprinidae. Gene Ontology annotation, molecular function: 14-3-3 protein binding.